GGGAAAAUUAACGUAGAAGAAGAAGAGGAAACCGGAAGAACAUGCAGAGUUGACAACCCGUGGAGGACAGAAAACAUUAACCACGACUGUGGGCGAGAAUCACAUGUAAACAACAAACUUGGACCUCCAGUCAGAAGAGACGAGUCAGCACCAUGUCGAAGAAGAAAGCCUUAGUUAAAGGUGGCGCUCCAAUCCAGAGGAUUCGAGAAAACUCCAGACUUAUGCACACACAUGAAUCAAUGGUAGAUUACUUAAAUGGGCGUCAGUCAUCAUAUUCCUUCCUGGAUGUCCUUGCACCAGCCCUUUUCGGUUACAAUUUUGGAAGGCCCUUCGAGGAUGACCUCAUAUAUUCAGACGACGACGACGAUGACGAUUACAGUUACAAUUUUCCACACACUGCUCCUAAAAAGUCUUUAGAGCCGCAUCCAAAAAUAAAACAACUCACCGAGGAGGAGGCGGAUAAAAUUGCACAGGAAUUGAUAGAAGAAGAGGAGCGGACGAAGGGGAAGACGCAAAAGAACAAGCGCAAAAAAAUGCGUAAAAAAGAGAAGAAACGAUUAGAAAAGGAGAAUGCGGUCAAAGAAAUUUUAGCUGAGGAAGAGGAAGGAAAGUCGGACUCCUCAGAAAGUCUGGAAGGAAACGCUAUAAUUAAAAGUGUUGUAGGAGGCAGUGAAUCUUCUCUAUCUGGUAAAUCUCAAAACGCACCUACGGCGGCCGGAUGCGACGAGAACGGUGAUAAUUCUAAAGAAACGAAUCCUGUCAAGAAAAAAGACGAGGAGCAAACGAAUCUGGAAUUAAAUUAUUCAUAUCCUCCUCCUGCUAAAUCGGUGCCCGAGGCGACGUGUAACAAGAAGCCGACAAAAGACAGAAAAAAGGAGAAAAGUAAAUCGCCCCACGUUCGGCAGCCCGCGGAGGGAAAGCCGGAAGCUGCCGAGAAACCGAAGGAGGAACAGAUAAAAAUUGCAGAGAAGACGGAGAAGAAAAAAACAGAAGUUAAAGAGAAACCAGAGGAGGAAAAGCCAAAAAUUGCUGAGGCACCUGAAGUUCGAAAGAAACCGGAAGCAAGUAAAGAGAAAACAAUGGAUUCGGUUGCAGAGGAGUUUGCGAAACGAAGCAUCGAACUUGCCAGUUUGGGGAAUCGUUUGGCCUCCGCUGGACAGUUUGAGAUGGCGGUGGGAUGCUUUACAGACGCCAUCAAAUACAACCCAAAGGAAUAUAAGCUGUUUGGAAACCGGUCUCUGUGUUAUGAGAGGCUGCUGCAGUAUGAAAACGCUCUCAGAGACGCCGACGUCGCUCUCACCAUGGAACCGAAUUGGAUCAAAGGUUUAUUCCGGAAAGGGAAGGCUCUGUGUGGCCUCAAGAGAUACUACGAAGCCUCGCUCAUCUACAAGGAGGUGCUGAGGCUGGAAAGUACGAGCGCAGAAGCUGCACAGGAGCUGAAACGAGCGCAGACUUUACAUCUCAUGGAAAUGGGCUUCAACUGGGCGCAGAGCUCGGAGGCCUUGAAAACUCACGCCACGUUAGAGGAGGCUGUGGAGGCUCUGUUCGCUGCCGACGGCAACAGGAGGUUUCCAGACGCCGGCGCCAGUGGUGACGUCACGGAGCAGCCGGCGGCGCAGGAAGAGGACGGUGAGGACAACGACGAGGGAGAGUGGAUCGUCCUGCAGCCGAGUCGUUCUCGAACGCAUCAGGUCAGAGAGUCGGACGCUUCGGGUCAGAGUAGAUCCAAGUCUCGGUCUCCGACUCCACUCUCCAGGAACGCUGCAAAACCGCCUCUUUUCCCUGUUUGGGUCGGAUCCUUGAAUCCGGCCGUCACCUACGUGAAACUGCACGAGAUCUUCAGCAGGACGGGGACGGUCUACAGCAUCAAGAUGCUACUGGAGCAAGAAUGUGCCUUCGUGAACUACCUCCGAAAGGAAGACAGCGACAGAGCCAUCCAGUGUCUGGAUGGAAUGGUGGUGGAGGGCUCUCCGCUCUCUGUGCGAUAUCCUUUCAAAGUCCACCCUGAACUCGGCGUGUCCAAACUGGCCCCCACCGACCCCUUCCAACGCACCACAAAGAAGGAGUGCUUUUUCUGGAGGACGACCGGGUGCACGAGGCAGGACUGCACCUUCAAACACAUCCCGGAGCACAAGAACAUCGACAAGGAAAGAUUCACCAGUCGUCUGGGAUGUGGAGGAUACCGGAAAUAGCGAGAGAGAGAAAAGGCGAGAAUGCUGGAAAAAAUAAAAAUAAAAGGAAUUCUGUUUUAUAUUUUGGUUUGCAACGUGAUACGUGUCACGGUUGAAUAAAUGCAAAGGACACACUAUACUACAUUAUGCUCCUGUACUAUGGUAAUAGUCUGUGUGCCUUUUUAUAGUUUAAAUUUACAAUAUGUGCCUCAAGCUUUGAGCUUUCCUUGGGAUAAGUAUUUCGUCAGGGAUUAUUAGUGAUGGUUUUUAAGUCGUUUUAAAAACUUGAUUUCUUCUGUUCGUUUAACCGUCACCACCAGGUGGCGCCGCUACACUUAUCCCUCAACGUUUAGGGCUGCAAAGCUUUCAUUUUAAAGGCCGCCAUUCAUCUGUAGUUACUGUUCCAGCACAUUCACUGUGUCCUGUUUACAUUCGACAAAGUUCUCUCCACUCAUAUCUCCGGGAUUCUUUUUUUUGUGAUCCGUUCUGUAGUUGUGUUCAAACUGUGUAGAAGGACUUGAAAAUUAAUCUCUACAGGAAAAAAAAAAUAAAGUCAGAUUUGUGAUGACCUGCUGAA
Molecule: messenger RNA, 2748 nt
Organism: Mugil cephalus (flathead mullet)
Lineage: Eukaryota; Metazoa; Chordata; Actinopteri; Mugiliformes; Mugilidae
Exons: 18
Coding region: 153-2192 (679 amino acids)
Molecular function (GO): RNA binding; protein binding; metal ion binding
Source: RefSeq, a predicted model, not a curated record